AUGGCGGCGCCCAUGAAAUAAGAAAUAAAUAUUAUUAUUGUCUGUUUUUUUGUUGAUUUGUUGGAAAUAUUCAAAAGCAUGCUUCUGACAGAUAUGGAUUGAUAAGACAUAGAAAUAUUUAUUGUCAAUAAUGAAGAAAGAAGGCAAAGGAGAUGGACAAAGACCGUUUAAAAUAGCUCAUCAGACUUUGUGCAUAAGAGCAAUUAACUUUAACAGAAGAUCAGUUGUGGGAUAUGUAGAGCUAGCCAUACAUCCACUGGUGCCAAACCUUAGAAGGGUCAAGAUUAACAGUAAGCAAUGCAGAAUUUAUCAAGUGACCAUCAAUGAGCAAUGGGACGCCAGAUUCCUGUACAAUGAUCCAUCACUGGAAAUCUGUCAAGGAGAUGCUAAACAACGUAAUCUUGAUUAUUUCCAAAACUUCCAUUUGACCUCUAUGACAACAGUUGACCCUGACACUGGUAAUGGAGAAGUUACGAUAAGAAUGCCACCAGAAUCACAUCCUUUGAUAUCAGAGUUAAGACCAUUCAAAGUAUGCAUAGAAUUUUCGCUAGAACAGCCAAAGGGAGGAAUUCACUUUGUAACUCCUAAUAUGGAAGGUACACCAGCAGAGAGGAGUUGUCAUUUGUUUACUUAUAAAAGUUUAUAUGAAAAUUCAUCAAGGAUGUGGUUCCCCUGUAUUGAUACCUUCUCUGAACUAUGUACCUGGAAGAUAGAGAUUACUACAGAAAUGGACAUGACAGCUGUGUCGUGUGGUGACCUUAUAGAGGUCAUGCAGAUGCCAGACAGGAAGAGUAAAACAUUUCAUUACUUCCUGUCUACACCAACUGCAGCACCAAAUAUUGCAUUGGCUGUUGGACCGUUUGAGAUUUUGGUAGAUCCAAACAUGCAUGAAGUCACACACUUUUGUCUGCCACAUCUGACAGAAAUCCUGAAGCAUACUACCGGUUACAUACAUGAGGCUUUUGAGUUCUAUGAAGAGUUACUAUCCAGUAGGUAUCCAUAUUCCUGUUAUAAACAAGUGUUUGUAGACGAAAGUUUCAUUGACAUGGAUCCAUAUGCUACGAUGACAAUAUUUAGCACAAACCUGCUUCACUCCUCCAGAAUUAUAAACCAGACAAUAGAGACCAGGACUCUGAUGGCUGCAGCAGUAGCAGAACAAUUCUUUGGCUGUUUUCUCUCCAUGGCCAGCUGGCCUGAUGCAUGGUUAACUGUUGGCAUUGCAAAAUAUCUAGCUGGAUUGUUUAUCAAGAAUAAGUUUGGAAAUAAUGAAUACAGAUAUCUUGUUUCUAAGGAAAUGAGGCUUGUGCAGGACUAUGAACACAGGGUUGGUGGAAUAGUAUUAGAUCCUGCAGCCAAACAUGGGACACAUCACUUCUUUGUAUGGCAUAGACAGACUAUUUCUCCUAACUAUGCUGAAAUAUUUCAGAAAAAGGCUCAUCUUAUUCUCAGAAUGUUUGAAAUUAGAAUAGGACAACAACUUCUCAUUCAGGUUUUGAAUAAGCUGCUAGCUUUGGCUGUUUCCUCAGCACAACAAAAGUUCUUAGCCAAUACAUGGGGUAAUACACUUCUAUCUACCAGUUCUUUCACAAAGAUCAUUUCCACAGUAACUGGUAAAGAUAUUCAGCCAUUCUUGGACUUAUGGGUAUCACAGAGUGGAUGUGCUCGUUUCUUUGGUAGUUUUGUGUUUAACAGAAAGAGAAAUGUUGUUGAGUUAGAAAUCAAACAGGAUCUGAGUGCUAAAGGAGCUCUUAAAUAUGUGGGUCCUUUGACAGUCACCAUACAAGAAUUAGAUGGAUCUUUCAAUCAUACAUUUAAGAUAGAGGAAAAUAAGACAAAGUUUGACAUCACUUGUCAUUCUAAAAGUAGGAGAAAUAAGAAGAAAAAGAUACCCCUGGUAACAGGAGAGGAAGUUGAUAUGGACCUCAGUGCUAUGGAUGCUGAUUCUCCUGUGUUAUGGCUACAGAUAGAUCCUAAGUUAGAACUUCUGAGGCAGGUGACCUUUGAACAACCUGAUUACAUGUGGCAAUACCAACUUAGAUAUGAGAGAGAUGUCGUCUCACAGAAAGAGGCUAUAGCAGCUUUAGAGCAUUAUCCUUCACCAGCGACAAGGAAAGCCCUGACUGAUGUAUUAGAAAAUGAACAUUGUUUCUACAAAGUUAGAAUAGAUUCUGCUCAAUGUUUAGCAAAGGUAGCCAACUCCAUGGUAACAUCAUGGGCAGGACCCCCAGCAAUGAUGACAAUUUUCAGGAAGAUCUUUGGAUCCCACUCUUGUCCAGCCAUCAUAAGACAAAAUAACUUCUCAAAUUUUCAGCAUUAUUUUCUAUUAAAGACAAUACCACGUGCCAUGGCCCAUUUAAGAAAUCUACAUGCUAUAUGCCCACCUGAGGUGUUUGAAUUUAUUAUGGGAUUGUUCAAGUACAAUGAUAACAGUAGAAAUAAGUAUUCUGAUUGUUACUACCGUGCCUCCUUGAUAGAUGCUGCUGCAGCAACAAUUACACCAGCUAUAACUAUUGUAGGAAGUGGUCAAGGAUUGAGUACAGACAGUUUGACAACAGAGGCCAAGAGAAUUCUGGAGGAAAUCACACGAUGUCUGAAUCUAGAGAAAUUAUUACCUUGCUAUAGACAUGUAGUCACUGUCAGUUGUUUAAAGGCUAUCAGAAUACUCCAGAAGAAUGGCCAUUUAACAACAGAUUCUACUUUCUUUAUUAACUAUGCUCAGUACGGUGUGUUUAGAGAUGUCAGAAUCACAGCUCUAGAAUGUUUGGUAGAUGUCAUCAAAACUGAUCUGAUGCCUGGUGAUUUGUACUGGUUACUAGAUCUCAUUGAAUCAGACAGAGACAAACAUGUAUGCCAUAUAGCUAUGAGACAGUUGAUAGAUAAUCCACCGUUCAAAAGACAGGAACAUAAUCCACUACAUACGGAGGACUUGGUGGAAAGGCUGUGGAAAAUGAUGAAUUCCACUUUGUCACAUGACAGUAGACUAAGAUGUGAUGUUGCUGACCUAUAUUUCACAUUGUAUGGUAGAACUAGGCCAACUUGUCUUGUUAUUCCAGAUAACCUUGUUGUAUUAAACCUUAAAGACAAGAAGACAAGAAUGAAUCCUGCCAUCGUUCCUGAAGAACUCGAGGACAUGUUUGAAAGUGACGAUGAUGAUGAUAUGAAUUUGAACUCCAGUAUGAAUGCCGCUGAAUCUGAUGACAAAGAAAUCAAUGUUAUGGAUGUGUCACCGCUAAAAGAUGACGUCAGUCUGAAACGUAAAAGUGACAUGGCAUUUGAUUUAAUGAUGUCAGAUCAUAGUAUGGUGACAUCAUUAACGCACAAUGAAGACAGUAACUCAGAAUUUAAGUUCAAACUGAAGGGAACCAGUACGGAGCAAACAAGUGAUACCAUGGCAACAGAUAAGAAAACACCUAAAACACCUGUUACUCCUUCUUCAGCAAAUCUGUCUUUUGCUACGGAGCUUUCGAAGUUUGUCGGGGUGAAACCAGAAGAAGAUAUAACGGUAGCCUCCUCGUUCACCAAAGAUACAGACAGAUUAAGUGAUGAUUCUAUGUCACCAUCACAAUCAAGUUCGGCUCCAGCUUCAGCUGUAACAUCCCAACCCACAUCAUUUUCUGGAUUGUUUUCAUCAGUAUCAAUGGUGGACUCUGUUGAUCAUAGUAAAUUACAUAAAGUCAAGAAAAAGAAGAAGAAAAACAAAAAACACAAACAUAAACAUAGACAUGAGAAGUCUGAAAGAGACACCUCUGUAGACAGGUUCAAAGACUCGGAACAAGAAAGUGUUCUGUCAUUAGACAGGUUUAAAGAAGGACACAAAUCAUCAGAAAGUAGUACUGUCAAUUCACCUUCUGUGUUUAAUAACCCGCCAAGCUCUCCAGAGUUUGAAGUUAUAUGAAAUCAUGACAGAAAUUGUUUUGAUUGAAUACUCUACCAUGGCUAAAACAAUCUAUUGAAAUCAAUGAGUUAUUUGAAUGAAGGAUGUGCAGUUGGAAGACAGAACUUGACAUAUUCAUACUGUUAAUGUGUUCACUACAUGUAUAAAGACAAAGCAGAAUUUGAUUCAAAUAUUGGAUUUAUGAAUGCUAAGACAUUAUUGUCCAUCAUAAUACAUUCUUUGUACAUGUGUUAUAGUCAAAAUGAAGAUAGUAAUAAAUAUGAGAAAGUAAUUGUUAUACAUAGUUUAUGGGAAGACGAUUACUGUAAUUAGGUUUAUCUUUUAUAGCAUUACAGUAGGGUUGUGCUGAACUUGUUGCACUGACACUGUCAAGUCAAGAUAUUGUGGUCUGAAGGCUCUGAACAUGCAGAAAUACAUUUAUUUUAAGUUAAAGGCUAUAAAAUGUCUACUUCCAGUUAAAGAACCAUGUACAGCCAAA
This is a messenger RNA of Mytilus trossulus (common blue mussel), 4373 nucleotides long. Its product is annotated as transcription initiation factor TFIID subunit 2-like. NCBI's taxonomy places the organism in Eukaryota, Metazoa, Mollusca, Bivalvia, Mytilida, Mytilidae. The record is from RefSeq and is a predicted model, not a curated record. Gene Ontology annotation, molecular function: zinc ion binding; chromatin binding; metallopeptidase activity. Bases 131 to 3895 code for a protein of 1254 amino acids. The transcript is spliced from 32 exons. Gene Ontology annotation, cellular component: transcription factor TFIID complex. Gene Ontology annotation, biological process: transcription initiation at RNA polymerase II promoter.